CUAUAUAUUCGACCAUCCGGCUGGUCUGACUAUCGUAUCAGUCAUUCUUCAUCUUGUAUAUUGCAAUGCGUGACUUUUUCUCUUUCGCUGCGCUGGCCAGCGUAGUGGCCUCUGCUUCGGCGGCGGCCAUUUCUACUUCAUCCUCUUCCACCUCUGUGUAUGUACUUCACCAUCUAUAUUGACUUGGCUAAUAUAGAUAGAUCCUGCACCGGCCCUGCAAAGAGCUCUCCAUCGUCCUACUGGCUGGCCGAUCAAGACCACAAAGGCAACGCCCGUGGAUACGCCCCCAAUACCAACGGCAACGACAACUAUCCCGUCUGGCGAAACGUGCUCGAUUACUCCGUCUCCAACGACGGAUCAGGCGAUCAGACUCAGAACCUCCAGAACGCCAUCAACGACGAUGGCAACGGAGGCAGCCGUGUCAAUCAGGGCGUCACGCGGUUCCCGGCCGAGGUCUAUCUUCCUGCUGGGACGUAUCAGCUGGGCAGCACGUUGGAACUGCGCGUGGGCACCAUCAUCGUCGGCGAUCCGAUCAAUCCGCCUACGAUUAAGGCGUCGUCGAGCUUCAAUGGGGAAUAUCUCGUCAAGGGAUUCGAUGAGAACAACGGACAGCCGGAGACGAGUUUCAUGACGCUGGUGAAGAAUGUUAUCCUCGAUACGACUGCUCUCGGUGGUGAUGCUAAGAUUGCUGCGCUGCAAUGGGGCGUUGCGCAGGGUGCUGGCCUGACCAAUAUCCAGAUCAAGAUGCCCACUUCGUCGACGGGACAUACGGGAAUCGAUAUCGACUCUGGUUCGACCAUUGCCGUGACGGAUGUGAGCAUCACCGGUGGUGCAGUGGGUAUCAAAAACUCCAACCAGCAGGUCAACUUCAAGAACAUCUCCUUCAAGGACUGCACGACGGCCUUUGAGGCUGCUGGCGGCCAUACUGCUCUGCUGCAAGGCGCCGUCUUCGACACUUGCGGCGUUGGCAUCGACAUGACCGGCAACGGACUGGGCAGUCUGGUGCUUCUCGACUCGACGUCCACCAAUUCAGGCACUGUUGUCCGGUUCCACGACUCGUCGAAUGACUCGGGCAGUCGGAACAGCCAGCUGCUGAUCCAGAACCUCGUCCACGAUACGAAGAAUGACAUUGUCGUCGACAGCAACAACAACGUCCGUCUGCCCAGCACGGACAAAGUCGACACUUGGGUCUGGGGCAAUGUCACCCCUGGCCAAUACGAGAAAGGCACCGACUUCACCACGUCUCGUCCGGAAGCCCUCCUCUCCAACGGCAAAUACUUCACCAAGGCCCAGCCCACCUACGCCGAAUACGCCAGCGACCAGAUCGUCAACGUCAAGUCUGUCUCCGGUCACACCGUCAAAGGCGAUGGCUCAACAGACGACAGUGCUUCGCUCAACGCCAUCCUCGCCGACAACGCCGCCAACUGCAAAAUCACCUACUUCCCCUACGGCGUCUACAUCGUCAAAGACACCCUCGUCAUCCCCAAGGGUUCUCGCAUCGUAGGCGAAGCCUGGGCCGUCAUCUCCGGCGCCGGCGACGCCUUCAAAGACGCCAGCAACCCCAAACCCGUCGUGCAAAUCGGCCACGCAGACGACGUCGGCGUCGCUGAAAUCCAAGACAUGCGCUUCACCGUCUCUGAAAUCCUGCCCGGGGCAACCAUCGUCGAGCUCAACAUCGCCGGCUCCAACCCCGGCGACGUCGGGCUGUGGAACACCAUCGUCACCGUCGGCGGCACAGCAGACACCAGCGUCUCAACCGACUGCACAGCCCAAGACACCAAGUCCUGCAUGGCGGCCUUCAUGGUCCUGCACCUGACCAGGUCUUCCUCCGCCUAUCUCGAAAACUUCUGGGGCUGGACAGCAGACCAUAACCUCGACGGCGGCCCUACAACCAUCAUCUCCACCGGCCGCGGCAUCCUCGUCGAAUCCACCAAGCCAACCUGGCUCACGGGCACCGGCUCCGAACACCACUGGCUAUACAACUACAACUUCCACAACGCAGCAAACGUCUACGCAGGUCUCCUCCAAACCGAAUCACCCUACAUGCAAGGCAACGGCGCGUACGAAACCGCCCCCGCCCCCUGGACCGCCGAGUCCGCGUACGGAGACCCCGACUUUUCCUGGUGCAGCGCCGACGACCAAAAGUGUCGCACGUCGCUGGCUACAAAUGUCGAUGGCGGAAAGGAUAUAUUGCUUUACAACUCCGCCGCGUGGGCGUUCUUCGACGGCGAGUGGAACGGCGAUUACAAAAACCAGUGUGACGGGAGCUGUCAGAGUAAUAUGAUGCGGGUGGCGAAUGAGCCGGAGAACCUGGUUUUGUAUUCGAUUAGCACGCGCAAGACGGAUGUGAUGGUGCUGGAUGGGAAGAGUGAUCCGAAUGAGACGAAUCAUCCGGGGGGGUGGGAGGCUAUUGUGCAGGCUUAUCGGCAGUUUGCUGCUUAACUUUCUGAUAUUUAUUAUAGAUAUAUUAGAUGUAUAUAUUAUUGAUGUAUAAUUG
Aspergillus wentii DTO 134E9 is the source of this 2497-nucleotide messenger RNA. Its product is annotated as glycoside hydrolase family 55 protein. The record is from RefSeq and is a predicted model, not a curated record. The coding region runs from base 160 to 2442 and encodes 760 amino acids. NCBI's taxonomy places the organism in Eukaryota, Fungi, Ascomycota, Eurotiomycetes, Eurotiales, Aspergillaceae. Gene Ontology annotation, molecular function: polygalacturonase activity. The transcript has a single exon.